This is a messenger RNA of Blepharisma stoltei, 3782 nucleotides long. Lineage: Eukaryota; Ciliophora; Heterotrichea; Heterotrichida; Blepharismidae. The record is from the annotation of a GenBank genome assembly.
AUGUACGUGGCUGAAAGUGUGCCUACAGACAACAGCCAAGGCGACUAUAAAAACCUUGAUUCCCUUCCUGAUAUAAUUAAAAAUAUGGCGUCUUCGUCUGGAUGUGGCCUCCCGCCACACAUACUCGACUCAUAUUUUAAUUAUAUCCGGCAAGGUUUUGCCAUUCAGGAAAUGGGCAACAAAGCCAUGGUAAGCAAUUCUGCAGAGCAGAGCCUGGCCCAUGUCCAACUACCAGAAUGGAUUUUAUCCCCGAGAGGUAAGGGUGUCUAGGUUUGGAAAGGGGAAGCCCAGCGGAGUCUACAGGCAAUGCCUAGACCACUCGGGCAACUCCCUAUCGUGAAACUGGGCGUUUACGUCCCAGGACUUGGAAUUUCCCUUAAUGCCGAAAGGUGACCAGAAAUUCCAUUUUUUGGAAUUUCGGAAAGCCAACUCUCGUCAACCCAAGCAGCAGGCCGCAGAAGUCCAUAGCCGCCCACUCAACACCUAGCCGCUAUACGCGGGGAAGGAGUAGACGUGUGCCCUCUUGGCAGUCUUUAUGGCUACUAGGACCGCGCCGCAAAGCAGGUGAACCCCUAGGGGUCCGUGGUGACUGCGUAAUCAAAACGGCAGACGCCUUCUAAUGUUAAUUAAGAUUAAGAUUAAGAUUCCCUUCCUGAUGAAAACGAUCAGCGGCAUAGCAUUGGAAUUUCUCGCUUCAAAAUGACAGAAGAUACUCGCCCAUUAGAAUACACCCCAGAAGAAUUCGUAAAAAUUUGUAAAUCUCAAAUAAAGGUUUCUUCCAGAAAUAAAGCAAUAAAAUCCAAGCUGUAAAUUCUAUAUAGAGGAAUCUCAGACUCCCCAAGGCUUUCUCAGUAUAACUCAGAGAAAUUUAACGAAAUGGCACAACAGCAGCUUGAAGAAUUAAGAAAACAGCGUAUUGAGAUGCCUGUAAACCCAGAAAAUGAAAGGACUGAAACUGAGGUUGUGAUUGACCAAAAUUCGUGUUUUUCUUGGUUUAUUGUAAAAAAUAAAGGCGUCCAAAAUACGAUUCCAGACUAUGAGCUUCAGGAGUGUAAGGUUGUUUUCACAGAAAUGCUGAAUAAGAGCGAAAAAUCGCAUGAAGCAUAUUUUGGGCUAGGAAGGCUUAUGGCACAUGAGGGGAAGUAUGUUGUGGCUAUUCAGCAUAUUAAGAAAGCUUUAUCAAUAAUGCCUCAAGAUACAAUUUAUAAUCUUUGGUAUGCCAAGUUAUAGAAAUAAAUGCAUUAAUAUUGAAUAAAAGCCUUAUUUAAUAGAAAAAACUAGCAUUUUCUGCUUAUUUUAUGAUAUUAGCCUCUCUUAUUAGGCAUACAUAGCUUUGAAUAUGAGACUUCCCAAUGAUCGCCGCUCAGAAAAGCAAGCCCCUCCAAGUCCUUCCUUCUUAGACAGUAACCCAUAAAUAGGUCUAAUUUGCUGUGGAAACCGAGAAAAAGAAGAGCCCAAAAAUGUUUAUAAAGACUCAUAUAAAGUUUUGAGCACAGCUGAAAAACAGCUGGAAGUGCUUUGGGCACUUAUGGAAAUUUCCAUAAAAAAGGUGUUUUCUGUAGAUACUAAUAUUGAUUUACCUAAAUAUUUUGCUUAUCAAAUCAAAGAAAUUGAUGACUAUUAUGGAUAUCUGGCUUGGAGCGAAAUACUAUUUGAAGACGAAAAAGAGUGACAAAAAGGGCUGCAUGUGCUUAAAGAGCUUGUUAAUGGAUACCCUGAUAGACCUGAAGCUUAUAUCAAGCUCUGGCAGCAUUAUUAUUACACUGUAAAGGACUAUGAACAAGCUCUUGAUAUUUCAUUUGAAGGAUUUAUCAGAGUUGCUGACCCUGAGUACACCCACUAUUACACCUUAUUCUGUAUAAAUUACGCUAAAAGCUGCUAUAAAAUGGGAAAACUAAAAAAUGCAAUAGAAAUUUUGCAGCAAAAAUUUAUAGAAAAUCCAAGUUAUCCUAUUUUUUUAUAUCAUUAUGGAAGAAUAUGUACAAAGUCAGAAGAUCUUUCAUUUAAUGGCAGCGCUAUAGGAGCCUUACAAGAAACUUUAAGGCUUUCUGAUAAAUAUCGCUAUGGCUGUAUUUAUUAUUGAUUAUCCAAAGCAUAUAUGUUAAGCCGGCAGCAUAUUGAAGCAUAUCAUGCUAUGAAAGACUCUUUAAAGCACUUAGACCAUUCUGAAAAACGCAAAUCGACUGAGCUUAAAAGAAUGAUCCAAGAAAUGGGUCCAAACAUAGCAGCCUAUGAAGAAAUUGAGCAUGUUUUAAAAAAUAAUUUAGUCAAUGAAAACCAGGAAAAGUGCUUUAGGCUAUGCAAAGAAAUUUCAGUUUACCAAAAAUUGACAGGAGAAGUUUUACAUGCUAAAUUACUGUGGGCUCAAGGGCUUGAAGAAGAUGCUUUAAGGGAGCUUGAAUCUGCAGCAUAUAUGUCUAAUACCAAAAUGCUUGCAUAUUUUCAGCUGCUUAAAUAUUUAGAAAUGAAAAAAGAAUACAAAACUAUGAAAGCUAUAGGACAAGAAAUGAUAUUAAAAUGUAAAAAUUCCCAAGUCCCAGCCCCAGUGUGAAUGAGGGCACAUAUUUUAUUUGCAAAAAUUUUAGUCAAAAAUUCGCAAGUCUCAAAAGCUAUAGUUACCUUAAAAUGCUUGGCAAAGGUAUUCCCUAUACUCCCGUAUAUAGAAAUUCCUUAUACAAAAAAGAAAAAUAAAAAUGGUGAAGUUGUACGGAAAUAUGACUCUGAGGCGCACUCCCUAUGGAGCAGUUCAGAUGCAUCCUUACGAAGCUGAAAGCAGGUCUUCUGUCCCUUUUGAAAUAGGCCUUUAGGUUUGGGAAGCCUUGCCGAAGAGGGAGGUUUAGUUUCUCCAAAGGUCUGAAGGUAUUCCUGUCCCUGCCAGAUGGGCUUGACAGGUUUGCCUACCACAUGGCCUUUCCUGCAGGAGGUGGCACUGCCCUAGAGCUUAUCGCUUAGACAUAUGAUUCAAGUCUAAAUCCAAAAUUGUAACAUUUUGGAGCCAAGAUGUGCGAUGGCUAGUGGAUUUACCCGGUUAUCGCCAGCAUAAUAAUUUAAUUUUUUUAAAUUAUACAAAACGACUUAAAGACUCAGACACUAUCCAAGAUAUAAGUCAAGCUUCUAUAAUCCCUCGAGACUCAGUAGAUUUUUAUAACUUUGGGAGCCCUAGGAACUCAUUUAUGAAUAUCACGAUGCCUAAAAAUAUUGACUCUAUCAAAAAAAUGAAAAUUCCCCAUUCAAACAGAGAAUUUUUAUUUAAAUUUUUAGAAGAAGAGGCAGCUCCACAACCAGAUCCAUCUGUGCCUGCUCAUGGGAGGAAAAAGGUGGCCCACUUUAGUGACGUGAUGAAGACCCACAAAAGCUUUAAAAAAUUCAAUAGUCUGGCAAUAAAAACUGAAGAUGAAGAAAACCUUGAAAGCAUGGAGCCGAUACCUAUUAUGACUCCUACCCCAUCAGGGCCAAAUUCACUAUCAGGAUUUUCCGUUAGCUCUGACCCAACAUUUCUGUAUAAAAUUGGCAAAUAUUCAGCCCAGUAUAGACAAAAUAUUAAUGACGGACUGUGUGCGUUGGAAGACUAUUUAUCGUUAUUAAGAUAUGAGAAAAAAGAAAGUUUCAAAGAAAAUGCUGCGUGCAAAGCACUUUAUUGGAAAAUUAUUUUACUGCAGGAAUCAAACCAAAAUGAGCUGGCCGUAGAAAUUAUUAAUGAAAUAAUACCGCAGCUUGAAAAAAAGAAUUUUAAAGCAAAAUUUGAAAGCCUUCAGAAUAUUAGAGCCAAUUUGAAUAAAUAA